Geodia barretti is the source of this 3532-nucleotide messenger RNA. The record is from the annotation of a GenBank genome assembly. NCBI's taxonomy places the organism in Eukaryota, Metazoa, Porifera, Demospongiae, Tetractinellida, Geodiidae.
UGUUCAAGCAGUCGGAGUUAAUAGCAUUAAUGUAUCAUGGAGUCCUCCAUUCACCCUGGAAGGAGUCCCCAUACUCCACUACAGUGUCUAUAUCACCAGUCAGGGAGUCUCAGAACAGAGAAACACCACUGAAACACACAUCACUCUGGAGAGACCAUGUGCCAGCACCACCUACCAGAUCAGUGCAUGGAAUGAAGUGGGAGAGGGAAAUGCUACCAGAAAAGCGUUCUUGACACUCAUUGAAGCAUCUGUCAAAGUUAUUAGUGAGCUGCUAAAACUAGGAAUAUGUCUUUCCUGUUCUUUCUUCUCUGAUUCUACUGCUGAUGGUUGCACCGUCAAGAUGGAAAAUGACAAACAUGUUUUUCUUUUCAAUGCCACCCGAAGCAACAACAAUGAUGACAACCUUGUACUACUGGAAUGUUUCUCAGUUCCAGAAGGAGGGGAGUACAGUGUCAGUGUCCAUGAGAUACACUACGGUGUUGUGCAGGAACAUGUUUGUACUCAAGUGAACGUAACAGUUUCGAUUACAGAAGGUAUGCCAGUGGUAUGACUGUAGUAAUAUCAUAAUCUAAUAACAUCUCUCUGGAGAGACAAUGUGCCAGCACCAUGCAUAUACCAGAUCAGUGCAUGGAAUGAAGUGGGAGAGGGAAAUGCUACCAGGAAAUUCACAAUGGAAAAUGACAAACAGGUUUUUGUUUUCGGUGCCACCCGAAGCAAUAACAAUCUUUCACUACUGGAAUGUUUCUCAGUUCCAAAAGCAGGGGAGUACAGUGUCAGUGUCCAUGAGAUUGUCCAGAAACAUGUUUGCACUGAAGUGAACAACAUUACAGUAUGGAUAAGAGAAAGUAUGCCAUUAUUAAGGCUACUCUGGCGCGCACGCGUCAUGUCAGGAGCAUGCUCAUACGCCACGUUGUUCCGACGGCUGGGAAGCAUUUUUCUUGAGCGUCUCUCCUCUGUCACUGUUCUCUUUGUUCCCAAUGGAUAAGAAGCUGAGAAAGGUAUGUCCGCAAUGUAGCAUAACAGUUCACGUGAGAGGAGCAGUUUGUGGAUGCGGCCAUGCCUUCCAUCUAAACGUUAAAAUCACAGUCUGGCAGUAUGUCGCAAGCAUUGAAACACAGAAGAGCACUGAUACAUUGAAUAAAGGAAAUGUGAGAGCCUCUGUAACACCUGAGCAAUUGCUCUAACCGCUAAGCUUACCCUCUGAUGCAACUUGCCUGUGUUACGGUGAGACUCGUAAUACUGGCUCCGUCGAUCGUGUCAAACAAGCCACUGUCGGUGUUUGCUGGUCACCAAUGUGCUGAUGUCCCUGCAAGAGUUGCGGCAUGCGAUCACCUAUAUGAACAAAUCCCACCAACCAGUACGUGGGGAAGAUUUUUCUUCCUUGUACCGUCUAACUCUGUCUCUCGAACAUCUCCAGAAUGGUAUAGAGUUGUCUCCUCAAAACAAUCCACCACAGUCUUUAUUACAUGCUAUUUUCUGGGAGACUCCCAGCAUUCUUUUGCCUAUCAGAACUACAUUGCACAAGUGGGUGGAUUCAAGCAAUUUCACAUGGAGCGUGACAACUACUGUUAUAUGAUUAGUGACAAACCAAUCCUAGUUAUGCAGUAUGCAUACGGUGCAUCAGCUAAUAAUGGCACCGGUGACCCCUUUAUGAUGAUGACAUUACCUACUGGGCAGUACGUUGCCAACACUACAAUCAACUUCUACGCCUAUGAAAACUUUACCAGCGACAUAACUAUUGUGGCACUACAGCAGGAUGCCCCUCCCGGUGAAGUUUUAUUACUGGACGGCGUAUCCUACACUUCAGAUUGGAUUCAACUUUAUUGCUCUGAAGAAGAGUUGUGUGGCUAUACACUCCAUAAGCAAGUCUCCACUGGGUUUCAUACUGUCAGAAGUGUUAAUAACCAAAUUCCGAUAGCUGUCUAUGUGUAUGGUUUUUAAUUCUCCCAGGGCUAUGGCUACCCAGCUGCAAUGGAACUAAAAGAUCUGGGGGUAGAGGAGUGUGUUGAUGGAGGGAUAAGGUUGGUGGGAGGAGAGACUGAAAGAGAAGGCAGGGCUGAGGUGUGCCAGGGAGGAGUCUGGGGAACCAUCUGUAAUGAUAACUGGAGCACAGAGGACACGGAAGUUGUGUGUGGACAACUGCUUCUCCUGUCCUCUGGCAUAACAAGCAGUUUCUAUGGAGAAGGAGAGGGCCCAAUUCAUAUGGACAAUGUACAAUGUCUAGGGGUCGAGUCCAGUAUAUUGGAGUGUGUCUAUGACAUCCAUACUGCUGACUGUUCUCAUAGCCAGGACGUCGGAGUUUUAUGUUACUCUUAUCCUGAGCCAGAGGUAGAGUUGCAGCAAAGUCCAUCAAACAGCCAAUACUUUGCAAGCUAUGACCUAACUCUUACAUGCAUUAUAUCAGUUAGCUCAAAUGUUGUUGGUCGGGUAAGGCUCACAGCUGGCUGGUCUAAAGAUGGCAUACAGUACAUCAGCAACAGUUGGGACUCACGGACUUCUGCCACUCCUGUCACACAAAUCAGCAAUUAUGUCUAUACUACAAAUCUGAAAUUCCUCCCACUGGAGGAACGGGACUCAGGGACCUACCAAUGCACAGCUGUCCUCACUAGCUUUACUGGAGUUCCUUUAGUCAAUGGCACAAAUGAUACUUCUUUAAUGGUUAAAGAACUUCAAUCCAAGCGCAUUCAACUGCAGUUAUUUGGAGCAGAAAACUGUGUUCAGUGGAUACAGAGUAAGGGUGCAGACGUUAAGCAGGCACUUGCAGGCUCAGUCGGUGAUGGAGUGGAGGAUCUGUGCAACUGUGAAUUUUCUGCCAGAAACCUCAAAGAGAUAGUCCUGCAGUGUUACUCGGACUACCCAGCCAAGACUUUUGUUCUGCUAACGAUACAAGUAACUGCCACUAAGAGUCUUCCUGAGAUAUUGAACUUUAUUACUGACUGGAUCGCUAGAGAUCCGCACAUUGUUCUUGGUGAAAGUAACACCACGGUGUAUAUCGACAAACUCUGCGAUAUAACAAUUCUAGGAUCAGAGUGUGUUCCCACCUCCUCUUCUUCAUCUUCUGCGGAAAUCCCCUCCAACAAUCCUACUACUGCUGCUUCAAAGUCACAAACAGAAGGCCUGAUAGCAGGAAUCGGUGUGCUAGCAGUUUUCACUGUGGUAAUUCCAGUAAUGCUGGUAGUGAUGUUUGUGGUGUUUACCAAAUGUUGCCACAGAGGUGCUCAAAAUCUUCAGCCAAUCAUGUAAGUGUUGCAUUAGGAAUCCCAAUUUUGAUGACAAUCGGGAUGGCGGCCGUUUGUGAGAUGUGGGACAGGACUUGUGGAGUAACUAACACUUAGUUUGUGUGAGAGUAUGUAUAGAGUGCUCUUCGUAGAGAGUCAACUGCCAGAACAAGACAUUGAUCUUUUGCAUGUGUAUAAUGAUUAUGUAUGUGUGUUCCCCUUUUUUGUAAUUAGAGUGUCACUAUAUAGACUUUACUUUAUGUCAACAGUGGCACAAAAUCGUUGUUGGAGAGCGAAGCAACCCUACGUAGUGU